Messenger RNA from Adineta ricciae, 621 nucleotides. The record is from the annotation of a GenBank genome assembly. NCBI's taxonomy places the organism in Eukaryota, Metazoa, Rotifera, Eurotatoria, Adinetida, Adinetidae.
AUGUCAUCUGAUGCUACCGAAUCGUCAUUACAAUCACCUGUUGUUGAAUGUGAUACUGCGAGUUCAAGUGAUGAAAGUUCCGUUACAAAAUCUGUUGAAAAAACAGCACGUGAUCAGUUUUACACCGGAAUUAAAAUUACUGAUCAACAGAAAUCAUGGGAAGCAACUUGCCAAAUUUGCAAAAGUAAAGUGCGUGGAACGGUAGGAGUUACGUCUAACUACAAUCGGCAUAUCAAAGAUUGCCAUCCAAAUUAUUAUGAAUCAUGGCAAGAACAAUUACAAGCAAUUGGUUUAAGAAAUCAAAAGAAAAUUACUGAAACAAUGGAUGUUCGUAAGCCGAAAUCUUCGUCAGGUUCAAUUUAUUCGGCCACUCAUCCACGCCAAGUUGAAUUACAGAAAUCUAUUGUUGAAGAUUUAAUAAUAGAGCUUGGUCUUCCAUUAUCUCUUGUUGAACGUGAAGGUUUUAAUAAUUUCAUGCUCCAUGUGGAUUCUAAAUUUUCAACAAUUAGUCGACGGACAUUGAGUCGUUCAAUAUUACCAAACUUAUAUACAAAAAUGUUGGAUGGUUUAAAACGAUUCUGUUCAAAAGCAACAUUCAUUUCAAUGACAUUGGAUUUAUGA